UACAACAGUUUGGAAAACCUUCAAUCUGGCAGUGCUUCCUACGUGGGCAUUCUUGGACACUUACACCCGGAAUGAAAGCAAGUCACCCUUGAUCCCUAAGGACUGGUUUAAAAAGAAAAUUGCAAGCUUUGAUGAUACGGAAAACAUUGAAGAUGCCAAUAGGCGCCUCAGCUUCCGUGUUGUACAUGUACAGAGGGAGCUGCAAGGCGAGCGAAUACCAGGACAAGGCAACCAGUUCAGAAAUGGAUAAACUAGUGAACUGUAUGUAUAGAAAACCUGAAGCUCUCUUCAGACUUAUCUGCUUUCCCUGGGCUGGAGGUGGAUCAAUAUCUUAUGCUCAGUGGGGAAAACACUUUAAUAAUUCUAUAGAAGUUUAUUCUAUACGUCUUCCUGGAAGAGAAACUCGUUCUAAGGAACCUUUUAUGCAGAACAUUCAGCAGCUCAUUGAUGAAAUUGCCACCAUCUUACUGCCUAGUCUUAAAGAGAAGCCUUUUGCAUUUUUUGGUCACAGUCUUGGGGCAUACCUCAGUUUUGCUACAGCGGAGUACAUUAAACGAAAGCACAGUUUGGAGCCUGUCCAUCUAUUUGUAUCUGGUGCUUCAGCACCACAUUCUGCAGCUCGAUCCUCUGGCCAGAAGAAGUCAGAGCUCCCAGAUGAUGAAUUCUUGAAAUGGAUGACGUCCAUCGGUGGUACCCCAUCUGAAAUUCUUACAAAUAAAGACAUUCUGCAACUGUUUGUUCCAGUUUUAAAAGCAGAUCUUAGACUUUUGGAAUUAAUUAGAUAUGAAAAACCACAGAUGAAGCUUUUCUCCUGUUCUAUCAGCAGCUUUGAUGGAAAACAGGAUGUACCACAUGACCUUGAGGAUCAAGAUGGCUGGUUUGUCCAGUGUUGGUCAAAUAAGAUGGUCCCCACCUGCCCACCAUUGAAAGGCAGAUUAAGGGAACAUCACCUGCAUCCAUACCAUUUCUCCACCACCACCACCAACCCCCCAACUUGCAUGGAAAGACUUAACAACGGGAGAAUUUACCAUCAUAAAGCUUUCUGGAGGCCAUUUUUACCUCAAGGAGCCGGAUAAUGAAAAGUUUUUAAUAGACCACAUCACAAAACACUUAGAAACUGCAGAGGUGGACUACCUUUAAAAGUGUUUCAGUUUUGGUGUGCGAACCUCACAAUCACCACAUUGUCCAAGAGUGGACAAGCUUUUAAUUAGAACUUGAAUGUUUCAUUUAUGCCAUGAUUUUUCUUAAUAUUUUUUAAAGAAUCUGAAAUACGACACAUUAAAAUAAUUAGAAGGCAUUUUGAAAUAUGAAACUUAUUAAUUGUUAAACUGACAAUGUUUUAACCAAGUGCCAUGUUUUUAAAAUUGUAAAUAGUCUGUAUAUCUAAACACAAACAGCAUAAAAUAAUUGCAGUUUGGUCAUUAGUAAUUUAUGUUAUAUAGUAAAAGGAGUAACAAAGAUUUAGUGUUUCCACUUGUGGAACCUGUUCCAUGGGUGUCAAAUUAGGCCGGAUGUGAAUUUUCAUUACUGGCAAAAAAAAAUCCCUCCUUUGCUCUUUUACCACAAACAACAUUUAAGUUGUAAGCAGGUCAGAAUUUUCAAUAUGGUAGGUAUGUUCCCAAAUAUUCUAUAAUGGGUUUUUUUGGAAGCAUAAAGCUAAAAACAAAUUCCAUAUUACAAUUUACAAGAUAUGUUUGGUAGAAACUGCCAGAUUUGCAUUCUGCCUUCAAAUUUUGCCCGUCAGCAAUUUCUGGGAUGACCUUUUUUACUCAUUCCAUUCUGCUGCUUUGUGUCAUGCAUUUUCACUGCAAGCUUUUGUAACGUCUUUGUUCAUGUUUGCAACAAAAAUUAAACAUUUUCAUUUAAAAUGUAAUAUAUUUAUAAGCCACUACCAGUUUGGUUUACAACAAAAAUAAAGAUUCACAAUUCAAGAUUUAAAAAUGUAUUAUGCCAUUUCCAGUAUACAAGUGUAAAGGAGAAUUAAAUAAUUGUUACUCCAGAUCGGAUGCUGCACGAAAGAAACACAGUAAGAUAAGAACACAAUAAUAAAAAAACACAUUAAAUAUAAAUACAUAAGAUACCCUAUAUACAUAGCUUGAUUGUAUGUUCAAAGUAAAUUUAUUAUCAAAGUACAGAUGUUCACCAAAUACAACUCUGAGAUUCAUUUUCUUGCAGGCAUACUCAGUAUAUCCAAUAACCGUAAUAUAAUGAAUGAAAGACCACACCCAACAAUGCAGACAGGCAAUGUGCAGAAGACAACAAACUGCAAAUACAAAAUAAUAAAUAAAUAAAGUAAUAAGUAUUGAGAACGUAAGAUGAAGAGUUCUUGAAAGCAAGUCUGUAACUGUGAGAAAAGUUCAGUGAUGGCGCAAGUGAAAAUAAAUGAAGUUAUCCCUUUUGGUCAAGAGUCUGAUGGUUGAGCAGUAAUAAAUCUUCCUGAACAUGGUGGUGUGAGUUCACCAGCUCCCAUACCUUCUUCCUGAUGGCAGCAACAAGAAGAGAGCAAGGCCUGGGUGGUGGAGAUUCCGAAUGAUAGAUGCUAGUUUCCUAUGAUAAUGCUGCAUGUAGAUAUGCUCAAUGGUGGAGGGGGCUUUACUCGUGAUGGACUGGACCGUAUCAACUUCUUUUUGUGGAAUUUUCUAUUCAAGGACAUUUGUGUUUCCGUACCAGGCUGUGAUGCAGCCAGUCAAUAUACUCUCCAUUACAUAUCUAUAGAAAUUUGUCAAAAUUUUAAACGCCGUGCCAAAUCUUUGCAAACUUCUAAGCAAGUAGAGUUACUGUGGUGCUUUCUUCAUAAUUGUACUUGUGUGCUAGGCCCAGAACAAAUCCUUUGAAGUGAUAACACCAAAGAAUUUAAAGUUGCUGACCCACUCCACCACUGAUCACUUGAUGAGGACUGGCUCAUGGACCCCAGGUUUCCUCCUCCUGAAGUCAGUAAUCAGCUCCUGGUCUUGCUGACAUUGAGUAAAAGAUUGCUGUUGUGGCACCACUCAGCCAGAUUUUCAAUCUCCCUCCUAUAUGCUGAUUCGUCACCACCUUUGAUUCAUCCUAGGACAGUGGUGUUGUCAGCAAACUUAAAUAUGGCAUUGGAGCUGUGCUUAGCCACACAGUCAUAAGUGUAAAGCAAGUAGAGCAGGAGGCUAAGCACACGGCUUUGUGGUGCACUUGUGCUGUGGGAUCUUGUAGAGGAGAUGUUUCCAAUCUGAACUGACUGUGGUCUGCAAGUGAGGAAAUUGAUGAUCCAAUUGCACAAGGAGAUGUUGAGGCCAAGAUAUUGAAGCUUAUUGAUUAGUGUUGAGGGUAUGACAGUUUUGAAUGCCAAGAUGUAUUCAAUAAAGAGCACCCUAAUGUGUGCACCGUUUCUGUCCAAAAGUUCUAGGGUUGAGUGAAGAGUCACUGAAAUUGCAUCUUUUGUGGAACUGUUGUGCCAGUAAACAAAUUGGAAUGGAUUAAAGUCACUUCUCAGGCAAGAGUUGAUGUGUUUCAUCACCAGCCUCUCAAAACACUUCAUCACCGUGGAUGUUAAGUACUACUGGAUAGUCUUUGAUGCAGGUUACCACGUUCUUAGGUAUCAGUUUAAUUGAAAUCUGUUUGAAGAAGGUAGGUACCUCAGACUGUCAAAGUGAAAGGUUAAAAAUCUCAGUGAACACUCCAGGCAGUAGAUCAAGACAGGUCUUUAGCUUUCGGCCAGGUAUCUCAUCUUGGCUGGAUGCUUUCUGUGGGUUCACCCUCCUGAAAGAUGCUUUCAUGUCAGCUUCCAGAGACUGAAAUCAUGUCAUUCGGGGCUGUGGGACUUUGUGAUGGUACCUCAAUAUUUUGAUAGUCAAAGUAAGCAUAAAAGGCAUUGAGCUCAUCUGUGAGCAAAGCCCUUUUGUCAUCUAUAUUGCUUGAUUUCACUUUGUAAGAGGUGAUAGCAUUCAAGCCCUACCACAGCUAUCAAGCAUCCUUCAUUGGUUUAAGUUUUGACCCAAAAUGCCACUUCAGCUGUGAGAUGGCUUUCCGGAGAUUGUACCUGCACCCUCUAUAGCUUUCUUGAUCGACAGACUUGAAUCCCUUUGAUCUGGCCCUCAGCAGAUUGUGGAUCCAAGGCUUCUGGUUGGGGAAAACUCCGAGUGAGUUUGUGACUACACACUCAUCUAUGAUUAUCCAUGAAGUGACACUAGGCACAAGAGUGUCUAAAGCAGGGGUUCCAAACCUGGAGUCCUUGGGCCCCUUCCUUAAUGGUAUUGGUUCAUGGCAUAAAAAAGGUUGGGAACCCCUCAUCUAACGUAAUCAUAUAUUUUAUAAUGAAUUGAGAUGUCCUUUGUAUUUUGACAAGUGUCAUUUCAAAUGUAAAUAUCUUUUUCAAUGAACAUUAAUCGGGUUUUAAACUUACUGAAGUACAUGAAUGCAUAAGCAGAUAAUUUGCAUCUGGAUUGUAUAAGAAUCACUUUAUUUUAAAUAAGAGAAAAAGCAAAUAAAAGUUAUGUUAAAUACAGGAGGUUAAAUUACAUUCAGAUUUAGAACCAGGUUUUUUAUCACUGGAUUAUGUCAUGAAAUCUGUUGUUUUGCGGUAGUAGUACAUUGCAAUAAUAAUAAAAACUAUAAAUUACAAUAAGUAUACAUAUAAAUUAAAUAGGCAGCGCAAAAAAUACUGAGAUAGUGUUCAUGGGUUCAUUGUCCAUUCAGAAAUCUGGUGGCAGAGGGGAAGAAAAUGAAACACUUAAGUGUGUGUCUUCCGGCUCCAGUACCACACUCUUGAUGGUAGCAAUGAGAAAAGGGCAUGUCCUGGAUGCUAGACAGGCUGGUGCCCAUGAUGGAGCUGGCUGAGUUACCAACUUCUGCAGCUUUUUCUGAGCCUGUGCUGUGGCCCCUUCAUACCAGACGGUGAUGCAACCAGUUAGAAUACUCUCCAUAGUACAGCUGAAGAAAUGUUCUAAUGUCUGUGCUGACGUACCAAUUCUCCUCAAACUGUUGGAAGCCUAUUGAAUAGUUCCUUACUACAAUGAGAUGGACUUUCGACUUCUCAGUCUACCUCAUUAUGACCUGUCAUCACUGCAAUGCCUUUUCUUGGGUUGAAGAUUAACACGAGAGGCUGAUGGUCAGUCAACAGGGUAAACUUUUGAUCACAGAGGUAGUGACUGAAUUUCUUGACUCCCCACACAAGGAUUAGGGCCUCUCUGUCAAUCUGUGCGUAGUUGCAUUCAGCUGAAGUUAGUGUUCUUGAGGCAAAGGCUAUUGGUCUUUCGGAGCCAUCUGGAAACUUGUGCAAUAACACAGCUCCUAUCCCAUGGGGUGAGGCAUCACAAGCCAGCCAGAUUGGUAAGGAGGGGUCAAAGUGUGCGAGCAUCCCUUCUGAAGUUAUGAGUCCUUUAGUUUCUUGAAACGCUUUCUCACAGUUCUCAGUCCACUUCCAUUGUGUCCCUGUCUGUAAUAGUGCAUUUAGUGGGUGUAGAACUGUGGAUAGGGUAGGCAAGAACUUGUGGUAACAGUUCACUAGUCCAAAAUAUGUUCUCAGCUGAGACACAUUUUCAGGUGGUGAUGCCUUAAGCACUGCUUCUAUCUUGUCUUGAGACAUGUGUAAGCUAUCCUUGUUGAUCACAUGCCCACAGUAUGAGAUUUUCUUUUUGAAAAACUCACAUUUCUGUCGAUUAGCUCGGAGCCCAUAUUCUCGUAACCUGGUGAGCACUUGUUGAAGGUUAGAAAGAUGUUCGCCAAAAGGGGGGAAUGGGGCCUACCUUCUCUUAGCGAUUACUAUUUUGCAGCACAGUUGAGAACUGUGAUAUGCUGGUGAAAUCCAUCAUAUAACGCUCAAUGGAAAAACAUUGAGGACAGGAUACUUUCCAUCCCCAUACAGGCAAUUUUGGCUGUUAACAAUCUACAAAGUUACAUAAAUACUAUUGAUAACCCAUGGGUGAAAUGGACUCUUAAAAUAUGGAAAACUAUUAUAAAAGAAUAUAAACUAGAGAGAGACAUUGCAAUUCUUAAAUGGUGUGCAUAUGACUCUGAUUUUACGCCGAACAAACUGGAUGCUAGAUUUAAGGACUGGACAGCUAAAGGAAUAACAGCUAUUUGCAAUAUAAUGAAAGAAAGAACACUGCUCAGUUUUGAAAUACUCAAGGAGAAACACUUAUUAGAAAAACAAGACUUUUAUCGGUAUUUACAGAUGCAAUAGUAUGUUAAUAGGACAGUUAAAAAUGCAACCAAGGCAAGUACAUGUCUGAUAGAGCUAUUUAGAAAAGCAUAGAAUUCAGACAACGGUAGUAGAAUCAUUUCAAGCGUGUAUAAGGGUUUGUCAAAUCUUAAAACACAUUCGACUUCAUACAUUAAAACAAAAUGGGAGAAGGAAGGAGGGAUAAUAAUAUCUGAGGAAGAAUGGACAAUAAUAUGGAGGUAUCAAUGGGAAGUGUACCAGUUCACAGAAAUGGAGGGAGUUCGAGUAGAAAAACUUGAUAAGGUAUUUUAUUACACACUCUCAGAAAUCCCAUUAAGAUGGUAACCUCCCUGUCUGCUGCAGAAAUUGUGGAAAUCAAAAUACAAACCAUUAUCAUAUUUUCUGGGAAUGGCCCAUUACCAAAGACUAUUGGAGUGGGAUACACAAUGCCCUACAAGACAUCUUUAAAUGUGAAAUACCCUUAGAGAGUAAGACCAUAUAUUUUGGGUACAUACCUCCAGAAUGGUUGAAAAGAGAUAAAUAUUUAAUGAAUAUACUGCUGGUGGCUGGUAAAAAAAACCCUUACCAGGAAAUGGUUAUCACAGGAGAGCCCAACUUUAAAUGUAUGGAUGGAAUGCAAUGGACAUUUACAAAAUGGAGAAGAUAACAGCAUCUGUUAAUCAUAAGUUGGAACAAUUUGAUUCACACUGGGAAAAUGGUUUAACUACAUAACACCUCAGAGGCCUGAUUUUAUUCUCACAAGUCAAUGAAUAUGUUGUAAAAAAAAGAUCACUCCCUACUUUGUACAUAGCUUACUUCUUUUGAUCGUUCUUUCUUUCCUCUCCUUUCUACGAGUGUAUACCUCAGAUAAAUAUUAUGUGGAGAUUUGUGAUAAAUAUG
Molecule: messenger RNA, 7033 nt
Organism: Mobula hypostoma (lesser devil ray)
Lineage: Eukaryota; Metazoa; Chordata; Chondrichthyes; Myliobatiformes; Myliobatidae
Gene: olah
Product: oleoyl-ACP hydrolase
Exons: 9
Coding region: 132-1076 (314 amino acids)
Biological process (GO): lipid biosynthetic process
Source: RefSeq, a predicted model, not a curated record